AUGAACCACGGACGAGGAGCGCCCAGCGGCGGCCCCGCGAGUUCGCACCUCUUGAACUCGCUCCACCGCUGCGCCAUCGCGCUGUGCUCCAAUCAGGCCGUGGCCGAGGGCGUGUGCUCCAUGCACUUGUCCCGAACCGGACGCGAGAGCAGCGCGGGUGGCGCUGUCCUGGACAGUCGCGUGCUGAGUGCACGUGGCCCUCCGCCCUUCUCUGCCGGCAUCGACGAGGCGAUGGCCGAAGACCAGUACUACCACACCAGUGCGGCACCCGCUGCAUUGCAAUCGCAUGGUGGACCUGCUGUCAAGAAGCACAAGUCGUCGCCUGUCGAGCCUGUGAACCGCUUUGUGAUGGACAAUUCCGGCGGCGCUCUGACCCGCGAGAGUUUGAAGGAGAUGGUCCACCAGAUGCAGUACUCCAAGAACUCGGGCGUUUCGGCCUACGAAAAUGAUCCGUACGUGGCUGCGCAGACGUCGGGCAGCACAAACGGGUCGAAUCGCUCCGAGUCAGACGGGUCGCUGGACGAGACCAACUUGCGGCGCGAACGGAAUCGCAUUGCUGCCCGCAAGAGUCGCCAGCGCAAAUUGGACCGCAUCUCGAACCUCGAGGACGAAAAGAUGCGACUCGAGCAGCACCGUGACAUGCUCGUGCAGGAAAUUCGGAGUCUGGAAAAGAAGGAUGUCGGCACUGCUUCUAGUGUGGCGCUGACCAUCUCUGACAAAGAGCAGCAGCAGCUCCAGAACAAGCGUCUGCAUAUCAUCCAGUGCGUUGAGGAGGCAUAUAACUCGGGUGACAUUUUAUCGACGGUCAAAUUCUUCCGCGACGACUCGAUCGUCAGCGGUCCGCAGAACUCGUCAGUGCACUUGCGUGGAAAGGACGCUCUUGUGCUAGACUACCUAUGUACGACGUACUUGUUCGGGGAUGUCCGACUUCACCAUGCCAAGGUGGACUGCGGUGGUCCUCGCAGUCAGCACUUCCGCGUACACUGGACACUCUCGGGCACUAUCAAGAGUGCUGGUGUCUGUAUGAACAAGGAGUUCCUGGAGCUGAUUGAGAGCGUGAAGAGCCGCCGUGUGGACAUUGAGGGGGUGAGCAAUUUUUCGUUCAGUGGAGACAAAAUUGUGUACGUGCACCGCACGGCCGACCAGGCAAAGUUUCUCUCGGCGCUCGUCAACUUGAGUAAGCGGUAG
Molecule: messenger RNA, 1188 nt
Organism: Hyaloperonospora brassicae
Lineage: Eukaryota; Oomycota; Peronosporomycetes; Peronosporales; Peronosporaceae
Source: the annotation of a GenBank genome assembly